Molecule: messenger RNA, 3693 nt
Organism: Trichobilharzia regenti
Lineage: Eukaryota; Metazoa; Platyhelminthes; Trematoda; Strigeidida; Schistosomatidae
Source: the annotation of a GenBank genome assembly
CCACCGACGCACCAUUCAGCAAAACCACAAGAAUACGAAGUAGAAAUCUGACUGAAAAAGGCAGAAAAGAUGCGAGAGUAAAGAGAAUAAUUAAACGAAGCUGAAUGAAACUGAUCAAUGGCGUGACAGGCAGCAACUGAUUCGAGUAAAGGGAAUUCAGUCAAGUCAUAAUGACUGAUGUUUAUCCAAUUCAUUAAGAAUUUGUAAACACCAAUUCCUUAAAUAUUUAGGGAUCAAAGUAAAUAACCAGCCUCACAAAUCAUUGAUUUUCGUGUAUUGCUGCUGUUUUGUAAUGUGGUUUCUGUUAGUCUUUUCUCAGUUUAAAAAUCGUUCAACUAACAAUAAAGGCGCAGUAAUAUGCUGGUCAAACAAACUGAUAACUAAAUCAACAUAAUUCUCUUUUUGCAUAGUAAUCUGAUUGAAGAUAUUUUGACGAAUUCAUUCCUAGAGGAUGACGUUGACUUUACUGACACAAUAGUUGUAUCGUUCGCAUUUCAUUGAAAUUGAAUGUAACCGAAUAAAAAGUAGUCUAAUGUACUUGUGUUGAUGAUCCUUAUAAUUAGUUUACACCUAGGAUUCUGAACUCACAGUCCAAUUUCUGAAAGUAAAGCGUCUAAAGAAAUUGUCCACAUAUCUUUUUCCCCUUCAUUUUAGUGUUACGUAUCUAAUUUCUAUUUAAAAUAGUGUCGACCUAAGUUUAUACUACGAAAGAUAGUUCAUCGGUGAAUCAGUUAGAUGAAAACUAACUUAAGGUUACAUAAAGAUUACACACAGACUCGAAACAAUGUUUCCUCUAUCAAAAAAUAUUUUUGUUUUAAUGCGCGCGAUACUAAAUUGUCAAGAAUAAGAUUUCCUAACCUCUUUUUGUUAAAUAAUUUAUGUAGGUGCUUUCCUUCUACCCUAUUUCAUCAGUGUUAUAAUUGCUGGUGUGCCAUUAUUUCUUCUUGAAGUUGCAUUGGGCCAGUUUAUGUCUAAAGGAGCAAUUGCAGCAUGGGAUAUUUGUCCACUUUUCAGAGGUAUUGGAUGUGCAAGUACCCUAAUAAAUUUCCUCGUGAACAGUUAUUAUACAGUUAUUCUUGGUUGGGCAUUUCAUUUUAUCUUCGCCUCGUUCACUAUUGAACUUCCUUGGACUACAUGUGGCAACCCUUGGAACACAGAAUCAUGCAGUAGUGCCGAAACAAGGACAAAUUCAAGCAACGUGACACAACUUUCACGUCAGCACCUGUUGGCAGUUGAUCCUGCUGCGGAGUAUUGGGAAAAUCGUGUUCUGAGAAUCUCCAGUGGUAUCGAUCAUUUAGGAACAGUUCAGUGGGAUUUGGCUUUAUGCCUCUUGUUAGCUUGGAUAAUAAUUUUUCUGGCUAUCUGUCGAGGGAUAAAAACCUCUGGGAAAGUUAUGUAUUUCACUGCAACCACACCUUAUCUAUUCAUGAUAACACUACUUAUACGCACAGCUCAAUUAGAAGGAGCAUCUACUGGUAUUUCAUAUUAUCUGAAACCAGACUGGAAGAAACUGGCUGACAUGACAGUCUGGUCAGAUGCUGGUACACAAAUAUUUUUCAGUUAUGCCAUUGGUCUAGGUGCGCUAACAGCACUGGGUAGUUAUAACAGAUACCAUCAUAAUUCUGUUCGAGAUUGCCUACUAUUUGCCGGUGCAAACACAUUUACAAGCUUAUUGGCAGGUUUUGUUAUUUUUGCAACCCUCGGUAAUAUGUCCUAUGUUUCUAAAGUUCCAAUACAUUUAAUUGCUGAAUCUGGACCAGGUUUAGCAUUUAUCAUUUAUCCAAAAGCUUUGGGGACAAUGCCAGGAAGUCCAAUUUGGUCGUUUUGUUUCUUCACAAUGAUUAUACUUUUGGGCAUUGACAGUAUGUUCGGUGGAGUGGAAGGCUUCAUUGCAGCUAUUUCGGAUUACUUUCCUCAAAUGAUAUCCAACACCUGGUACAGGGUUAGCUUUGUUGCAGCAACAUGUAUUAUCUCCUAUGCUAUUGGUUUGUUUAUGGUAACUAAUGGUGGUAUGUACAUAUUUCAGUUAUUUGAUUAUUAUUCGGGUAGCCGUAUUAUAUUACUUGUUACAUUUAUGGAAUGUGUCGUAAUUGGAUAUGUAUACGGUUGGAAGCGUUUUGCUGAUGACAUGAAAUCAAUGUAUGGCUUUUCUUUGAAGUGGUUUUGCUGUUUUUACCUGUGCAUUAUAACACCAUUAUUUACAAUGGUUCUGUUUAUAUUUAGUGUAAUUGUGUACGAAGAACUUACAUACAUGCGUGCUGUUUCGCCAGAACCUUAUCACUUCCCUAAAUGGGCUGUGGUAUUAGGCUGGAUGAUGGCCAGUUCGAGUUUAUUCCUAAUUCCUGUUGUUAUGAUUGUAGAACUAAUCAGAACACCAGGAUCCUUUAUUGAGCGGUUGAAAUACUUGUGCACUCCUCGACUUACUCAACAUAACAAUUGUCUGAAUAGUCCAAGCAUUUCUGAUCGUCACCUACUCUUCUGCAACUCUCAUUGACCCUGAGAACUCUGACAACCGUGAAGCUAGCCCAAAAGACAACCGAGAGGGGGAUAUAUCUACGGCAACAUUCAUUCAAAAGAAUUAGAAUGUGUUGGAAAAGUAAAACGGCGCAUUCAUAAGUCAUAAACGAAGAAUUAGGUUUUAAAAAAUAAUUGUAGUGAGGACUACUGCACUGAAAACACUGUAACUAAAAGAAAUAAAGCUACAAGUUUCUGGUAAUUGAUACAAACGAUACUUCUGUGUUCUCAUCAUCUUUGAUGAUACCUUUAUAAUCGUACAUUCCUUCAAAGCCAUUUCUUUUCUGUUGCCACCCUUUGAACACUUUAGUACUGUAUUGUGUUGUUUUCUCUGCCAACAUGGUGAACUGCUCUGUAUUUUAUCCCUUUUUUCUUACAAAAUAGAGUACACUACACAGAAUAGAGUAAAUAUUAAAUUAGAUACUAAUUAUUUUAAUGUACCUUUAUUUUUAAUCACUUCAUCGUCUUGUCGAUGAUGCACUGGUAUGCAGUGUGUUGUUGCAGAGGCGUGAAGCACAUUGUCAUUGUUGUAUACUACAUACAUAAUGCUAAGACAAACCAUGAUGAAAAUAAAUAAUUCUUCACAUUCUCUUGUCGUUGUUUUUUAUUUCAGAAUAAAUUUUUCUGCGUUUAUUUAUUUUUUAUUAAUAAUUUCAGAGAUACUUUAGAUUUCUAUCGGUGUAUAAUUAUUCAUUCACAAAAUUAGUUUACUUUUAUUUUUUACUAAGUAUAUAACCUUCAUCGCUUUCGUUUCAUAUAUAAUUUAUCUGCAUAUUUUCUUUUUUUUUCAUCGAUUCCACACUUUGAAUUCUCUUCUUUUUAUCCCAAGUGGUUGGAUAGAUGGUAGGCGUUUGGUCGAUUGAUUCAUCAGUGUUCAGUAUUAUCUCAAUGGAUGGAGAUAUCACGCAAAUUCUUGAGGGUAGUGGGAAAGAAGAGAACUGGUUUAAUUACUGUACGUUUAGUUCAUUAUUACUGAAGUCGAAGAUGUAAUUAUAAAAUUAUACUUGAAAAUUUACGUGUUUGUGAGGUAGUAAAGCAUGGAGUCUAUUUUUUAUUGCUACCGAAAGAAAACUUUGUCGCUAAUAUUAUUACCAUUCAGAUAUUGAUAUAAUUAUUACUGUUGUUGUCAUCACCUAUGAUGAUAAUUAUACGUUGUACAAAUAAAGUGAUCUUGAUAAU